CGGCGCGUUCCCGGGAGAGGAGGAGAGGAGCGCGCUGGCGGCUCUGCUGCUGCGGCCGCCGCUGCAGCUGUGGAGAGAGCAGAGUGCUCACUGGGGCCCUUCACCUUCCUCCUCCCCUGCAUUGGGCCACGGGAGAGGCUGCAGGCAGUAGGGGCAGGAGGAGACGCUAGUGCCACAUGCCGCUGAAUUACAGAGCCCUGGUGAACACCAUUCUACCUCUUAUUGUGACGCUCCUUGCUCGUUUGACUACUUAAAGCAGUAAAAAAUGGCUAGAGGAUCAGUAUCCGAGGAAGAAAUGGCAGACCUCAGAGAAGCUUUUUCCAAAGUUGAUACAGAUGGCAAUGGAUACAUCAGCUGUAAUGAACUGAAUGACCUUUUCAAGGCAGCUUGCUUGCCUUUACCUGGAUACAGAAUAAGGGAAAUCACAGAAAAUCUGAUGGCAACUGGAGAUCUAAACCAUGAUGGUCGGAUCAGCUUUGAUGAGUUUAUUUCUAUGUUUCAUGGGUUAAAAAGCACAGACGUUGCCAAGACCUUCAGAAAAGCCAUUAAUAAAAAAGAAGGAAUUUGUGCCAUUGGUGGUACCUCAGAACAAUCCAGUGUUGGGACACAACAUUCCUAUUCAGAGGAAGAAAAGUAUGCCUUUGUUAACUGGAUAAACAAAGCCCUGGAAAAUGAUCCUGAUUGUAAGCAUGUCCUCCCUAUGGAUCCAAACACAGAUGACCUUUUUACUGCUGUUGGAGAUGGCAUCGUCCUAUGUAAAAUGAUCAACCUAUCAGUGCCAGAUACAAUUGAUGAAAGAACAAUCAACAAAAAGAAACUUACCCCAUUCACUAUCCAGGAGAAUUUGAACCUGGCUCUGAACUCCGCUUCAGCCAUUGGGUGCCAUGUUGUUAACAUAGGAGCUGAGGACUUAAAAGAGGGAAAACCUUAUCUGGUCUUGGGCCUUUUGUGGCAAGUCAUCAAAAUUGGAUUGUUUGCCGAUAUUGAACUCAGCAGAAAUGAAGCUCUGAUUGCCCUUUUGAGGGAAGGUGAGAGUCUGGAGGAUUUGAUGAAACUUUCCCCCGAGGACCUAUUGCUGAGAUGGGCAAAUUAUCACCUGGAAAAUUCAGGCUGCAAUAAAAUCAACAACUUCAGUACUGACAUCAAGGACUCCAAAGCUUAUUUCCACCUGCUUGAACAGGUGGCUCCAAAAGGAGAUGAAGAAGGCAUUCCAGCUAUUACUAUUGACAUGUCAGGAAUAAGGGAGAAGGAUGACAUCCAGAGGGCAGAAUGUAUGUUGCAACAAGCAGAAAGACUGGGAUGCCGGCAAUUUGUCACCGCCACAGAUGUUGUCCGUGGGAACCCCAAGUUGAACUUGGCUUUCAUUGCCAAUCUCUUCAACAGAUACCCUGCUUUACAUAAACCAGAGAAUCAAGAUAUUGAUUGGGGAUCUUUUGAAGGUGAGACCAGGGAGGAGCGUACAUUUAGGAACUGGAUGAAUUCCUUGGGUGUGAAUCCUCGAGUCAAUCAUUUAUACAGUGAUUUGUCAGACUCAUUGGUCAUCUUCCAGCUCUAUGAAAAGAUUAAAGUACCUGUGGACUGGAAUCGAGUGAACAAACCGCCAUACCCUAAACUGGGGGGUAACAUGAAGAAGCUUGAGAACUGUAACUAUGCUGUGGAACUGGGGAAGAACCAAGCCAAGUUUUCUCUUGUUGGCAUUGCUGGACAGGAUCUCAAUGAAGGAAACCGCACAUUGACACUAGCCUUAAUUUGGCAGUUAAUGAGAAGGUAUACACUGAGUAUUCUUGAAGAUAUUGGUGGAGGACAGAAAGUCUAUGAUGAUAUUAUUGUCAAUUGGGUGAAUGAAACAUUGAAAGAAGCUGAGAAGUGCUCAUCUAUCAGUAGUUUCAAGGAUCCUAAGAUCAGCACAAGUAUGCCUGUUCUGGAUCUCAUUGAUGCUAUUCAGCCAGGAUCCAUUAAAUAUGAUCUUUUGAAAACAGAGAAUCUAGAUGAUGAAGAAAAGCUCAAUAAUGCCAAAUAUGCCAUUUCUAUGGCCCGAAAAAUUGGUGCAAGAGUAUAUGCUCUUCCAGAAGACCUGGUGGAGGUGAAACCUAAAAUGGUGAUGACAGUUUUUGCAUGUCUCAUGGGAAAGGGGAUGAAGAAAGUAUAAGGCCAAAUAGGGUUGGACUUAGAGGCUAAAUCACACAAUUUUGACUGCCUCAACACUGGAUGCCCUUUUCAAGACCCAAGAAGCAUGUGGACUGGCUAAGCCAUUCCAGAGUUCUGAGAUAUAACAUUAAAACAAGGUUCUAAGCAGCAUUUAGUUGUUCAGCCAAAUCACCUAUCCUGUGUUUCAUAGAAAUGUACUUCAUUUCUUUGCAAAAGAAACCCAAAACCUCACGUAAAUAAUUUAUACCCUUGAAUAUAUUUGCUUCCUUGAAAAUCCAGAAAUUUUCUUUUCUCAAAACCCUGCCCAACAACUUCCUUUUAAUCAUUAGCCUAAUGUAAAGACUACAGUAUUGUUAUUAUUCCUUUUCAAGUUCAGUUGCAAAGAUUUUUUUAAGACAACAAAGUGAUGGAGGAAGAAGAGAAAUCAGCAGUUUUUAAGACUGUCAGUAGAAAUCUACCACUUCUAUGCAAAGCUUUUAGUCUCUGUGAGGUUCUCUUGGUUUGAUACUCCUUGCUGGUGCCUCUUCUUUUAAUUCUCAUUCCCUGUUCCUAACCUACAGCCUCUUCUUUUAGCAGCAUUGCCUGUGACUUUUCUUUGCCCCUUCCCAGGCUACAGCCAUCCUUAUCAUUAAUUGUAGGUAUCUUUUUUUUGGGGGGGGGGCAGUCUUCUACCUAUCAGAUUUGAGCCUAAAUUAUUGGGCAAUGUUCUUCCAUCUCCAGGGCCUAACCAUGCCUUACUCCCCAAACUCAUGGGGAUCCAAAAGUCCAACCUUUUGGUUUUUCAAUAAGUAAACAGCGAUUUUUUUUUUAUCCACAUAGUGUUCCAGUUCAAGACAAGACUGGACUUAGAAACCUGGGCACAAAAUCCUGGGUUCAUUUCUUUCCUCUGACCCAGAUUUGAAUGUGGAGAGAUUAAAAUGAAGUAAAUGGAGGUUUUGACUUGCAUAUAUUCACUGAAGUUGUUUGACUCUCCAUAAUUGUAGCCAUGUGCAUUAACAUUCAGAUAAAAUUGAACAGUUGAGAAAUACCUCUGUUCCUAGCAAUAUUGGGGGUAUCCAUACCUUAGUGUGAUUUGUUCUCAGAAUUUUAGUGUUUCAAUUAUUAUAUAGACCAUGUCAUUAACAGUUUACUUUCAUGAAACUUUAGAGUCCUUAUGAUGCACCUCAUGGGGAUAUGUGCCAAUGAAUUAUCCAUCCUAUCCAUGUCAGAUAACCAGUUUAAUAGACAGUUACAUAAUUAUUUGAAAAAAAAAAAAAGCCCUAUGGAUUUGAAUAGCUGUACUUAAGAAAAUCUCAAGAAAUAAACUUAAAGGCCUAAAAGUAACACAUCAGUUCUCACUAACACCAGACCAUCUCCUAAUUGCUUUGAAAUGAUCUGCUUACAGAGGUGUCUCAUUUAAAGAUUUAACUUAAUGGACUUUAGCCACUGUCUAAGCAGUAGACAUCCUUUAUUGGUUCUCUUAAGAGGUAUCCCUUAUAUUGACCCACCAAUCAAUGUUUCUAUUGUAUCUAUAUGCACAGACUUGAAUUUUGCCUUAGUCUAAUCUAUACUUAUCCUAUAGCCUUAGAUAACUGUCUCUCUUGCUAACCUCCUUCCAUAUAGGAGGAAUAUAAUUGCCUUAAUGAAAAAUAAAGAUAAUGCUAGAAAUCUGUCCAAAUAAAGCGUUCU
Molecule: messenger RNA, 3816 nt
Organism: Sarcophilus harrisii (Tasmanian devil)
Lineage: Eukaryota; Metazoa; Chordata; Mammalia; Dasyuromorphia; Dasyuridae
Gene: LCP1
Product: lymphocyte cytosolic protein 1
Exons: 16
Coding region: 266-2149 (627 amino acids)
Biological process (GO): actin filament network formation; actin filament bundle assembly
Cellular component (GO): actin filament; actin filament bundle; cytoplasm
Molecular function (GO): actin filament binding; calcium ion binding
Source: RefSeq, a predicted model, not a curated record